CGCCGAACUUCCGGGUUCCUGCCCCCUGUUUGUUGUAAUCAUCAUAUACAGUCUUUGGUUGUAAUUCAUUUCGAUCGAUCCACAGAGGAAUGGUUUUCCUUCUGCGACGGACCAGCGCCUUCUCUAUUCGUUUGGCCACUCUCUUCGGACUCCCGUGUACAUUAUACGCCAUCGGAGUAAACCCUUCCGUCUUCUGCCCUUCAAUCAGAACUGAUAACUUCAGGCACAUCAGUACCAGCUGUAGCCUUUACAAGACCAUGGCGUCCUCAGCUGCACUGCAUGUACGGGCCCGAUCCACACAGUAUCCAGGAUCCACAGUCGCACGCUUCCCUGUACCUGAUGAUAAGGUGGACUGGAGUGUGAAGUGGGCAGAGUACAAACCCAUCAGCUACACCGCCCCUACAGUUUUAAAGAACCCCGAGUGGGCAGACCCUGACAUUGGCUCCUUUUCUCCAAAAUUCAAUGCAUUAGACGGUGCUGUGGAUAGGACGAGCUUUGAUGGUAUCUACAGAGUGGAAAAUGAAGUCCCAUUAAAUCCUCGAGGGCGCACAGGAUUGUCUGGUAGGGGUUUGCUGGGGCGAUGGGGACCUAAUCACGCUGCUGAUCCGAUCGUCACUAGAUGGAAAGUAGAUGGAAGUGGGGCAAAGAUACGUCAUUCAGUCUCCAAGCAACCUAUUCUUCAGUUUGUGUCCAUCAUGAGGAAGGACUGUGGGGAAUGGGCAAUUCCUGGGGGGAUGGUAGAUCCAGGGGAGCAAGUUUCUCUGACUUUGCAGCGAGAGUUCUCAGAGGAAGCGCUGAACUCACUCACAGUCCCACCGUCAGACAGGGAGAAAAUCUACGAGCGCAUCACCAAACUCUUCAGCUCUAACGGGUCUCAGGUCUAUAAAGGUUACGUUGACGAUCCUAGAAACACGGACAACGCGUGGAUGGAGACAGUUGCUGUAAACUUUCAUGAUGAAUUGGGCGAUAGUGUGAGUGAGCUGCCUCUGCAGGCUGGAGAUGAUGCAGGACAGGUGAAAUGGGUUGACCUUGACUCGUCUUUAGACCUUUAUGCAAACCACUCCCAUUUCUUAGAGAUGGUUGCUAAGGAGAGAAAAGCCCACUGGUAAUGGAAGACAAUGGACUGUUGGGAUGUCAAAAUGAAGAGCAACAGACAAGACUUCAUGUGAUCAAAAUAUUUAUCUGACUGUUGUUUUUUUAGUGCAAAAACUAAUUUAUAAUCCUGUCAUGUUAGAUAAAUUAUUCACACUCAAAUAUAUAAAGGGGAGUAUAAUAAUAAAAUGCCAUCUUGUCUUGAAUAAUGUAAAAAUGACAAAGCCUGCUUCUAAAGCCAACAAACUUGCAGAUAAAUAUAAUGGAUAAGGAUGCUUUCAAGUAUAACUAAUGUUCAUGUCAGCAUACAUCACUAUUCUUACUGAAGCACUGAUGUUCAUAAAAACCAAGUGUCUUUAAGGUGUCUUUAAGGUGCUUUUUACAAUAGUAAAUACAUUACAAUUUAUAUAGGUGGAUGGAAACAUUCUGAUGUGACUAACCUAUCUAGAGAAGAAAAUCAGUAAGCAUCUGUCAGAGAGAUAAAGGAAUCUGAGUCCAAUCUGAUUUAUGAAACCUCAACCUUUUAUAAGAAAGUCUGAAUUAGAUUAAGUCCUCUUCUAGGAGGCAUCAUGAUUCCAGUCCAUCAUCAGUCCUGCUGAUAAUAUUGACGUUCAGCUGUUGCAAGUUUGAUCUCCGCAGCACAAGUAAUAUUGUCCAACUGUGGUGCGUUCAGGGUACAUUAUAAAACACAUCCCAAAAUACCAUUAAAGUACAGCGAAAUUACAUUUAUUUCUUUUUUUUAAGGUGCAGGGUAUUGCCAAUGCAAUUUUCCACAAUCGUGCCAUUUUUUAUUUGUCAAUUAGAUCUAAGUUGUUGCUUUAAAUGUCUAUUUUUGUUUUCUAUUAAGCAUUUGUCAAUUAGCAUGUUCAUGACAUUACAGUAUUAGCAGCAUUGCAAACUUAUUCACUGUAUCCUCCUUGAACAUUGUUGUUUCUUUAAUUAACUCCAAAUAAAGUACAAGUUAUAAAGUAAAA
Messenger RNA from Oryzias melastigma (Indian medaka), 2066 nucleotides. It is a transcript of the gene nudt9, whose product is annotated as nudix (nucleoside diphosphate linked moiety X)-type motif 9. The coding region runs from base 90 to 1109 and encodes 339 amino acids. The record is from RefSeq and is a predicted model, not a curated record. Lineage: Eukaryota; Metazoa; Chordata; Actinopteri; Beloniformes; Adrianichthyidae. The transcript has 8 exons. Gene Ontology annotation, molecular function: ADP-ribose diphosphatase activity.